UUAGCUUUUGAUCGAUUCUUCACAAUCUGUAUGCUCUAUUCAGCUAUUACUCUAAUCUAUGGUGCUCUGAUAAUGUUUUAUCUCAAAGAAAUCUGUGUUUUCGGCCAUGGUACCGAAACAACUCAAAAGCUUAUGGGAUCAACACCACACGACCAGUUGUUGAUACAAAUAUCUGAUUCGUUUGCUAGGUUGCUUCUAUUUGUGAUUGGGUUACUGCUGUUCAUGGUAGCUUUUGUUGAGGACAGAGCGUUUCAGAGUAUCUUUGCCAAAGGUUGUGUUCUUCUUCAUGUCUCAAUGGCCCUCUGGAGGGUGUAUUUUGAGAGGAGACUCGACAAUUUGGCUCGAGAUUGGCCAAGGCAGUUAGUUGGUGAUUUUGUGUUAGCACUUUCAUGGGUUUUCUUUCUGAUUUACUCCUGGAGGGAGUAUGAUUAG
Camellia sinensis is the source of this 432-nucleotide messenger RNA. The record is from RefSeq and is a predicted model, not a curated record. Lineage: Eukaryota; Viridiplantae; Streptophyta; Magnoliopsida; Ericales; Theaceae.